GAACGUCUUAUUUAAUUUGUACGAACCAAGCUACACUUUUAGCAAUUAUUUACUUAUUUAUAUUAUAAAUUAAAAUUAGUACAUAUUAUCAGGCAACUAAAGGAGAAAGAUAAAUAUUUUGAGGGAAACAGUAACAUCGUUUAUUAUUUUAUUAUAUAUGUGUUUCGAGUACUAUAUGGGUAAUAUUUUCUUAAAUCGAUUUCCUUCGAUAUAUCGAAGGAAAUCAACCUUGUUAUGACAACGAAGCUGAGAUGCAACGUGGAUUCGGGCUGUGUACGAUGUUUUAAGAUAGUUAUGAUCUCUAUAAAUUAGAAAAAGGACCACCGCAAAAGGCAACAUUCAAUGAUGAGGAUGCCACUUAUAUUUUGAAAACGAUGCACUAUAUACGAAGAAUGGAAAAUAAAAUAGCUGAGAUGUACAGGUUGCGAUUGAUCAAUGGAUUCUGUCAUUUAUAUGCUGGCCAAGAAGCUGUUGCAAUAGGCUGCAAAAUGGCAUUAAAGGACAAUGAUACUCUAAUAACAGCUUAUCGCUGUCAUGCUUUCGCUCUGCUUUUCGGUGGAUCUGCUCGUACAAUUAUGGCAGAAUUAAUGGGACGAAAAACUGGUAUUUCCAAAGGCAAAGGUGGAUCUAUGCAUAUGUAUGCACCAAAAUUUUAUGGAGGUGAAGGAAUCGUCGGUGGACAGAUACCGAUAGGUACAGGUCUCGCAUUUGCCCAUAAAUAUAACGGCAUUGACGGAGUAUCCAUUUCAUUAUACGGUGACGGUGCAGCCUCUCAAGGUCAGAUAUACGAGACAUGGAAUAUGGCCAAAUUAUGGAAUCUCCCGGCCAUAUUUAUCUGUGAGAAUAAUCAAUAUGCCAUGGGUACACAGCUCCAUCGUCAUUCAGCUAACACAAAGUUCUACACUCGAGGUGAUUUAAUACCUGGUAUAAAGGUCGACGGAAUGAAAGUGAUUAACGUUCGAGAGGCUGUAGUAUUUGCCAGAGAUUAUGCAAUUCAUAAUGGUCCGAUCAUUUUAGAAGUAUCAACUUAUCGUUAUUAUGGACAUAGCAUGAGUGAUCCUGGUGUUGGAUAUCGUACCAGAGAUGAAAUUAAAUCCGUACAAAGUGAACAAGAUCCUAUCUUGCUUUUCACAAAACUUGUCGUUGAUAAUGGACUGAAAACUCAAAAUGAAGUUGAUGAAAUACGAAAAGAAAUGCAUAAGGAAGUUGACGCCGAGGCGGAAUUAGCAAAAGCCGAUCCAUGGCCAGAAUUGACUGAAAUUGGAAAGGAAGUGUAUUCUAAAACAUUGGAAAAAUUAAGGGGUAAAGCACCCUGGGAAACCCAUUGAAAAAAAAUUUCUCCCUAAACGAAUUAUUUGGAUCAUAUCUCGUCUCUUUUUACGCGUUUACUUUUAAUAUAUAUAUAUACUAUCGUAUUUUAUUUAUUUAUUUAUUUAUUUACAUACAAUAUGUAAAAAAAAGACUCGCAUUAUGAAUUAAAUAUAUAU
Messenger RNA from Vespa velutina, 1487 nucleotides. RefSeq names its product pyruvate dehydrogenase E1 component subunit alpha, mitochondrial-like. The record is from RefSeq and is a predicted model, not a curated record. Gene Ontology annotation, molecular function: oxidoreductase activity, acting on the aldehyde or oxo group of donors, disulfide as acceptor. NCBI's taxonomy places the organism in Eukaryota, Metazoa, Arthropoda, Insecta, Hymenoptera, Vespidae. The coding region runs from base 375 to 1328 and encodes 317 amino acids. The transcript has 6 exons.